AUGUCUAAAUUGAGUUAAUCUAAAAAAUCUUUAUUACUAAUUACAUUAGUAAUAUUCGGAUCAUUAGCAAUUAUAAGUAAUGAAUGAUAUAUUUUGAUAAAAAGCUUUUAAUUUGUAAAACAGCUAAGUAGUUUUCAUUAAUUAAGAAGAUACUUAUGGAGUCUUUAAUCAUCCUUUUAUGUAAACACUCUCUAUGUUUCUAGCUGAGAUAUUAUGUUUAUUUGUUUUUUUAUAUGUAAAAAGGACUAAGUCAUACAAAAAAUAAUAUUAAGAAGCGCUUGAUGAUGGUUUAAAAAGGAUAAACAUAUUUCUUAUUCUUAUACCUACUUGUUGUGAUAGUAUAGGAGCACUUUGUAUAUACAUUUCAUUAAACUUUUUGCCACCCUCUGUUAAUUCUAUAUUGACAUGUGGAAUUAUUGCUACAUCUGCAAUUUUAUCAAGAAUAAUGUUAAAACGAAUUUAUACAAAGAAAGAAAUCUAAGGAUGUUUAUUAGUAUUAUUUGGAGUGGCAAUUGUAGGAACAAGCGGAUUUAUAUUUCCUGAAGAAUAAAAGUAAUAGGUAAUUUCAAUGUUUAAUUUAGGAUUUAAAAAAAUAAGUGGUUUCAAUAUUCUUAAUGUUAUUCUCAAUUUUCCUAUAUGGAUUUUAAUAUACAAUUGAAGAAAAGUUUUAUAAAACAUAUUUUAUUCAUCCAUUAGAGCUUAUAGGAUAUGAAGGAAUGUGGGGUUUAAUUAUUUACACAUUUAUAUGCAUAUCUUUAACUUUUACAUAGUGUCCUGACUUUCUUUAUAAUGUUUGCAUUCCACACAAUGGAUUAUUUUAUUUCGAAAGAGCUGAUUAUUAUUUUCAACAAUUUUAAUAAAGUGGUCUGCUUUAAUUUGCUAUUAUUUUUGGAAUUCUAUCAAUUUCUAUCUACAAUACUAUGUGUUAAACAGUUACAAAAUAUUUAUCUUGUGUUACAAGAGCUUUAGUAGAUGUUGCUAAAAUUAUGAUGAUUUGGAUCAUAUCAUUAAUAAUUUCAUUAGCUACUACUUCCUCAAAUUAUCAUUGGGAAAAUAUUAGACUUGGUGCUAUUAUUAUAGAAGUUUUUGGAUUUCUAUGUGUUGUUGCUGGAGAAAUAAUUUACAAUUUCAAUUAAACUUAAAUUGAAGAAAAUUAAGAUAUCACUAAAAAUUUAAGUUUAUAAAAAGAGUGA
Paramecium sonneborni is the source of this 1193-nucleotide messenger RNA. Lineage: Eukaryota; Ciliophora; Oligohymenophorea; Peniculida; Parameciidae. The record is from the annotation of a GenBank genome assembly.